CGGCAUGGGGGGCGCGCUCGUGCUCGCGCUUCUGGCCGCGGCGCGCGCCGGCGAGCCCAACGCCACAGACUUCGAAAUCCUCACCACAACACCCGGCCAGGAGGACAAACCCGUGCCGCUAUUCCCCACAGACCUCUUCAGCGAGGAGCAGCGCCGCUCCGGCGCCGUCAUCUUCCACGUGAUCGGCAUGGGCUACAUGUUUGUGGCGCUCGCCAUCGUGUGCGACGAGUUCUUCGUGCCGUCGCUGGACGUCAUCAUCGAGCGGCUGGCCAUCCGCGACGACGUGGCGGGCGCCACAUUCAUGGCCGCCGGCGGCUCCGCGCCCGAACUCUUCACCUCCGUCAUCGGCGUCUUCGUGUCCUUCGACGACGUGGGCAUCGGGACGAUCGUGGGCUCCGCGGUGUUCAACAUAUUGUUCGUGAUCGGUGCAUGCGCGCUGUUCUCCCGCACGACGUUGAGUCUGACUUGGUGGCCGUUGUUUCGCGACUGUACCUUUUACUCGAUCAGUCUGUUAGUGUUGAUAUACUGUUUCCGGGACAGCGAGAUCUACUGGCAGGAGGCGCUGGUGUUGUUCUCGCUGUACGGCGCGUACGUGAUGUUCAUGAGGUGGAACCAGCCCGUGGAGCGAGCGAUGAAGAAGCUCAUCUAUAAGAACAAGGUGACUCGCGUGAGGAGCACGGACCAGCUGAUGCCGACGCACCAGGCAGCCGCUCAGACCUUGCACGGCAACGCGACGACAUCAAGCGAGACGUCGGUGGGCACGAACACAGCGACGGGAGCGACCCCAUCAGCAGGGCCCAGCAAAGCGCCCCCUGCUGCCAAGUUCCGCCACGGUCUGCUGCAGCUAAUGAUACACACCAUCGACCCCAUGCACGACGGUGAGUUAGAGCUCGUUCACCCGACGGCAGAACAGAUCAGCCUAUCUGGUGCCAAGUGGCGAGGCGGCCAAGGAGACACGCCCAGCAAUGAACUGGCAAAGCACGCCAAGUACAGCUUAUCAAUGUCGAUUUCCAUCCGAGGCCAAUAUUCUGAAAAAACACUCAACGUUUAG
This is a messenger RNA of Ostrinia furnacalis (Asian corn borer), 1051 nucleotides long. Its product is annotated as sodium/potassium/calcium exchanger Nckx30C. Gene Ontology annotation, molecular function: calcium channel activity; calcium, potassium:sodium antiporter activity. Gene Ontology annotation, cellular component: plasma membrane. Gene Ontology annotation, biological process: intracellular calcium ion homeostasis; calcium ion transmembrane transport. The record is from RefSeq and is a predicted model, not a curated record. The transcript is spliced from 5 exons. Lineage: Eukaryota; Metazoa; Arthropoda; Insecta; Lepidoptera; Crambidae. The coding region runs from base 5 to 1051 and encodes 348 amino acids.